Lindgomyces ingoldianus is the source of this 1599-nucleotide messenger RNA. Its product is annotated as MFS general substrate transporter. Gene Ontology annotation, biological process: transmembrane transport. Gene Ontology annotation, molecular function: transmembrane transporter activity. Gene Ontology annotation, cellular component: membrane. The record is from RefSeq and is a predicted model, not a curated record. The transcript has 6 exons. Lineage: Eukaryota; Fungi; Ascomycota; Dothideomycetes; Pleosporales; Lindgomycetaceae. Bases 1 to 1599 code for a protein of 532 amino acids.
AUGGCGUUCUGUGGCGUGGAGAAUGCUCGGCGCACGUCAAAGGCUGAAUGCAGAACAAAUAGUUAUAGACCCCGAAGCCGAGGAACUUUGCACUUCCCGCAACAGUCCCCAGUCCCGCCAUCCUGGGACAAAUCCGAGGAAGUGGCUCGGAUCGAUGCCCUGGCCACAGCGCCGGGUGUAACCAUGGCAUCCUUCGCGCAUUUAGAUGAGAAGAAGAUCCUAAGGAAGAUGGAUUUGCGACUUAUCCCCAUGUUGGCCUUGCUCUACCUCCUCUCCUUCCUCGACCGGGGGAACAUCGGCAAUGCGAAAAUCGAAGGCCUAGUGGAAGAUCUCAACAUGACGGGUCCGCAGUAUAAUUGGUGUCUUACCGUCUUUUUUUUUACCUAUGCCGCAUUCGAAGUCCCCAGUAACCUGCUGUUGAAGAAGCUCAGGCCGAGCAUCUGGCUGCCGACUAUUAUGGUAGCUUGGGGGAUUGUUAUGACACUUAUGGGAAUAGUGCAAAAUUUCAAAGGGUUGUUGAUUGCACGGAUCUUUUUGGGGGUUACUGAGGCUGGGCUUUUCCCUGGUGUUGCAUAUUAUAUUACUAUGUGGUAUUGCCGGCAUGAAGCCCAGCUCCGUCAAGCGCUGUUCUUCAGCGCUGCGUCUGUCGCGGGUGCAUUUUCGGGACUCCUGGCCUACGGCAUUGCCCACAUGGAUGGUGUUGGCAAUUUGGAGGGGUGGCGCUGGAUCUUCAUUCUCGAGGGAAUCUUGACAGUCAUUGUAGCUAUCACUGCAUACUUCAUCCUGUUCGAUUUCCCGGAAACUGCGAGCUUCCUAACAGAGGAAGAGCGCGCGUUUGUUGUGUACCGGCUCAAGUAUCAGGCGGCACAAGAUGACGAAGAGACUAAGGUCGCCCAGGACGACACAUUCAAGUGGGAGUAUGUGAAAGCCGCGUUUUUGGACUGGCAGAUUUGGACAAACAUUUGGGUCUAUUGGGGGAUUGUCGCCCCUCUUUAUGGCAUCUCGCUCUUCCUCCCGACCAUUAUUCGCGCACUUGGAUACACCAGCUCAACAGCACAACUCCUCACUGUGCCCAUCUACGUCACUGCAUCGAUUCUCGCUAUAGCUGUUGCGUACGUCAGUGAUCGAUAUGGCAAGCGGUACCCAUUCAUCCUGGUGUGUUUGUGCAUAAUGGCGGUGGGAUUCAUUAUGUGCAUAUCGAGCAGCACGCCUGGUGUCAUAUAUGCCGGGGUAUUCAUCGCAGCCUGCGCCCUAUAUCCGGCAUUCCCCGGAAACAUUACCUGGCUAAGCAAUAACCUAGCGGGAAGCACGAAACGCGCAACAGGACAGGCGAUCCAAAUUGCUUGUGGAAACCUCGCAGGAGCCAUGGCUUCGAAUUUCUACCGGUCCAAGGACGCCCCUCAUUAUGUCCUUGGCCAUGCACUUGAACUUGGGUUCAUUGUCGCUGGAAUCAUUGCAUUGUUAGUUUUGGUGUUCAGUUACAGGAGGAUUAAUGCCACGCGCGAAAAACAGCUAGCUGAAGGGGCACAUAAUGGAUACACACCUGAAGAGAUGAGCGCAUUAGGCGACAGAGCUUUGACCUUCAGGUACUUCCUGUAA